Porites lobata is the source of this 12710-nucleotide messenger RNA. Lineage: Eukaryota; Metazoa; Cnidaria; Anthozoa; Scleractinia; Poritidae. The record is from the annotation of a GenBank genome assembly.
GUUUGUGGGAAAGUGAGUCAUCGACAUGUUCGAAGCGGAAAAACAUUGUGUAUAAGUAUCGAGUUGACAUCUCUGUACAGUGAAUGAUAACCUGUCUCGCAGAAAAGCUGCCCUGCGGUAUAGAGUAGUGGAAUUGUCUUGGAUAAAUACAGUUGCACUUCCUGCCGAAAGAAAAUGUUUCACAGACGUUCCGCAAGUGUUGGUGAGCUGCACGGAGGUCACGGCGCCCGGGAAGUUAGCGCAGACGAGGAUGCGAACUUGGAGAGGUCUAAGAGCUCCAGGCAACUAACGAAAAAAAAGAGCUUCAGAUUUGGCUCGAGGGAUUUUGUUGGAGGCAAAAGAUUAGUGAGGAGGCCGUCGAUGAAAUCUGUUACGAAUAUGGUUCACAAACUUGUCAUAAGAGUAUCUGCUGUGCAGUUUCCUUCGAACGCGGCUUACUCGACAACUUCGAUUGGUAAAAUCGACGAGAACGCUUCAUACAAGAAGAAAAAUUUCGAUGCAGCUGAACAACCUCCUUCGAACAUUCAAAGAAGUAGAUCGGCUGAGGCAAUCAACGUUUCUGGAUUGAAAAACCAUGGCAAUACUUGUUUUAUGAACUCGAUUAUUCAAUGUCUCGCUCAUACUGAUUUGUUAGCCGAGUACUUCGUAAUGGACCAAUACAAACAGGACUUAAAACUUCGGAAGGGGCAGACCAAGAAGUUUGGAACUCGCGGUGAAGUAACGGAGAAGUUAGCUGUGUUGCUCAAGAGUUUGUGGUCAAGUCAGUACAAUUCACAGAUUAGCAGCGAUUUCAAAAUGAUCGUAGGAAAAUAUGGGGCUCAGUAUAGAGGCUACUCGCAACAUGACGCCCAAGAAUUUUUGCUUUGGCUUUUGGACAAAGUACAUGAAGAUCUGAAUCGAGCAACCAAGCGAAAAUACAAGGCGAACAAGGUAUUUUUAAAGGAUAUAUGAAAAAAAACCAAAAAAACACAUUUGCUAUUUUUGACACUUUGCAGUGUUGAUCAAAUUACCUGCUCGAAUGUCAUGCAAUUUAAUGCGAAUUUUGAUUUCACCUCAUUCACGGUUAAAAGCAAAACAAGUCCUGUUUUUGUUUUCUUCAGGUCAGUGUUUUGACAAUUUGCAUAAAAUUCGUUUAUCUGUGGUUCGUUUGAGAUAAAAACCUUCUUGUUUUGACCUUUUGUUGUGGUUUUGAUUAGUAGCCAGACACGUACGAGUUGUCGAAAAAUAUUUUUUCGCGUGCUCUAACCGUAUUUGCUCUUUGAUUGAUCCCGUCGCAUUUCAUAAACCAAACGUUUACAAAUUUUCUCCCUCACGUGAGCUUCGAUGGGACAUAAUCCGUAAGAGAUAAUCGUGCUUUGACUUUCUUUCUUUCUCUGGCAUCCCAGAAGUUAAACUUGAGUUGUGAUCGAAUGAACACAUACAGUUCGUUCGAAUUUAGAUUACCUGUUCGAUGCCAUAUGUUGACCAUAUUUCUUGUUCUAAUGAUUAUUCUUGUAAGAACUUUGUUCGGAUGUUUUCCACAUGAAGUGUAACGUAAACCAUUUACUAAGUUUUCAAACGGAAGCAAAAAGAAUUUGAAGUAUGUCUCGUCGAUGAUCAACGAUACGCUUAAAAUACUGAAAAUGGGGUGAUAAUUUUUAGCGUCCGGAGUGAUAUUCCUAAUGAUUGAUUCUUUGUGUUUUCUUCGCGGUGGGAUAAAAAUAGCCCGAAGUUUCGUGAACCAAAAUGGUGUGGUUCGUUCUGGUAGAUUGGUUUGCUGGAGGCCUUUUUUUUUAAGUAAGAGGGUGAACUUAAAUUAAUUGAAGUGUUGGUGUCUGAACUUAUUUUUAAAACGCGCAUUAAUUUUUCUGGUCCCUUUUCGUUAAUUCUGGUGUUAAAUUAUGUUUUCUUGUUAGGCGCUAUUAUCAGUUGCUCAGGAUAUAAUAAGACCACUUGCAGUUGAGUCCAUUAGACGCAUUCACUAAUUGUUCCGAAAAAUUGUUAGCAAAAGUAGAGACAGUGGCCAGUUUUCUUAAGAGAUAAGGUUCCUCCAUUUUUACAGUUGUUUUUUUUUUCGUUGAGGUGUAUCACUUUUUAAAUGCUGUGCAGUUUCAAUCUUUCUGCAUGAUUUCCUCCCAAAAUGUUACCAGACUUGCCAGCCUCCCAAUAGGCAAAAAUCUUAAGAUUCUGAACCUGGAGCCAGGAAAAGUAGUGACAUGUUCAAAAUUUCCUAGUGGAAGAACUUCAGGUGGGGAUCAUGGGUAUUUACAGUCACCAGAUUUAUCAUCACUUUAGUCUUCAUUGCUGCAGAUAUCCACACAUUUGUUGAAGGGGCAGGAGGCAUCUUGAUUAUGAGAGAUUAAGUUUUACCUUAAAUGUGAUACUGGGUAUUUGUUGGUAGCAACAAGUGGUGGUAGGCUGAAGAAUGUAAACUUAACAAUGUACCAAGUUGGCAAUUAUUCACUUCCUUACUAAUUAAAUUCAACCACCACGUGUUUUCUUUUGGGCUGAGUUUGCUGUGUAACUUGAAAACGUCAAGCCGCACAGAUGCUCCAAAAGUUUUUUUUGUAGGAUGACUUUCCAAUAAAGCUUGAGAAAUCAGUGUUGUCAACUUAUAAAUGAUGAGAUCAUGAUAAAGGUUGUGAUAAUAUUGUGAGACUCACAGCAAAGUUGUGAGACUUGGCAAGUCUGCAUUUAAUACACUAACUUCUAUUGCCUAAUGGCCUUGUUAGUCUGUUAGAUUAGGGAAAUUAUUCUUGUUUGUUAAUAACCAAAUUUUUAAAGAAAGGUAUGAGAGGAACCAGAAUUUUAAAUGAACUCUUCAGAACUGUAUUGGUACUGAUUCUCUCUAAUAACAAAAAGCGAAAAGGCAGCAUAUCCAUUGCUGGUGUAAAGUAAAAUGGCAUGUCUUUUUUUGUCUGAUCAGUGGCGCAUCGCGUGUUGAAGUACUUUCAGGUCAGAAGCCUCUCUUGCUAUAGACCAGAUGGGCUGACCAGUUGAUUUAUUACUCAUUCAAAUGAAUGCUGUGCAUUGUAAGAUCAAACAUACAUUAUAGUAAUUGAACUGAGUGGAGUGCAAUUUGGUCUGAAAUCAUACCGUGAUUUCAAAAUUGCGUAAGUGCAGUGCAAGUUCGAUUUGAAAUCACAAUGAUGAUUUCAGACCAAAAUUGCAUGACACAAAGUUCAAAAUGGAAUGACAGCAUUAAAUCCGACCAAAGAUGCUCUGCUGACUGGACCAGCGCCUAUUGUCUGGCAGCUAGGUGCACAAAAAGCACAAAACUUUAAACUUUCAAUUUAGAUUCCUUCACCGAAUUUUACCAACGAACCUUUUCCUAACAAAAAUCGAUAUAAAGCAGGACCCGAACUGCUCUUUCUGUACCAUCCAUCCCGAAAACCUAAUCCACCUCUUCUGGAACUGUACAAUAGUAGCCACCUUUUGGGAAAAUUUGACUGAAAAACUAAAGCAGAUCAAUCUAAUAACGAUAGAUUAUCCAAAAUACACUGCUGUAUAUCUGGGCCUGAAACCAGACAGCUCCAAGUUUUCACUUCAACUAAAUUUCUGCUUUCUCCUGGCAAGGUAUUAUAAAUGGAGCUGCAGGGUCAACCAGAAAAUUCCGAAUUUAACAACUUUUCUUAUGUCCCUUAAAUCGCAGUUUUACAUAGAGUCCAACAACAUUGAUGCAACUUCUAAGAAAUGGAAUCCUUUACGUCCACUUCUCAACAUUACAUAGCUUUUGGUAAAAUAAAAGCUUUCCUAUUUAUCCAUUUUCUGUAAAUGAACCAAGGCCAAUGUGCAAUUGAGAGCUAGACAUACCGCCAAUAUUUCUUAAUUAAAGUAUCUAUUUCACAUAUCUUUCCGCACUGUUUAUUAUUAAUCAUCUUAUUAAUUAUCUAAUUAUGCAUAUUUAUGAUUUAUUAUCAAUAUUAGCAAUUGUUGUCAAUGUUAUCUCAAGUAGUUAUUGCUAAAAACCGUUUUAGGCAGAGGCGUCGCCUUUUUUCUUUCUUUCUUUUCUUUUCUUUUCAUUUAUUUAUGGUCUUUAGUAGUCCUUUUGUUUGUUGUAAACUAGUUUUAGGUAUUUCAAUGUAAGUAAGUAGCAAACAAGUAAGUAGUAAAGCUGUAACAUAAGUAACUUUUGUAGUCUUGUUGUAAGUAAGUACCGACUGUAGCUGUAUUGUAAGUGAAUGCCAAGUGUGAUUAUAAAAAAAAAAAAAAAAUUGUUCAAAUACCACUUUAUUGCUACUAUUUUGAAAUCACAGAAUUCAGUCAGUACCAUCUUUUUUCUUUUUUUUUUGAACUAGUAGCCGGUUUGUUAUAAAGCAGCAACAAAAAGGCUGUUACACCUCAUUUUGUAUUUGAAACAGAAAUGAUGUGAUACAGAGCAAAAACGAGGUGAUUUAAAACAGAAUUGAUGUGUUUAAGAACAGAUUACAGCAAAAAAUUAAGUCUGACUUGUCAAAAUCACACUGCUGAGAGUGAAUCAGAUGUGGAUGUAAUAAUGUCCGUUCAUCUUAAGGUUUUCAUUUAAGCUUACAUUUUUGUAAUUUUAUUUCAGGAAAGUAUGGGUAAAUCAGAUGACAUAAUUGCCUCAGAAGCUCUGACCAAUCACACUCGCUGUAAUGACAGCUUUGUUCUGGAUUUAUUCCAAGCACAGUAUCGUUCCUCACUCAAAUGCCCUAGGUGCAACCAACAGUCAACCACAUUUGAUCCAUUCCUGUGCCUCUCAUUACCCAUUCCUCAGAGAGAAACUCGACCCAUCAUUGUCACGACAGUCUUUGUACAUUCAACCAGAGUACCACUACGCAUUGGAGUUAGUGUACCUUUAAAUGGAACUAUCGCUGAUUUGCGAAAUGUUGUGUCUGACAUGACAGGAAUCAAAGAGGAAUCUUUGAUUCUCACAGAACUCUACUAUGAUGGUUUUCAUAGAACAUUUCAUGAUAAGCAGUCAUUGAGUGUUGUUCAUGAUGGGGACAAUAUUUAUGCCUUUGAAUCACCCAGUCAGCUUUUUCCUGAAAUGGACACUGGAGAGGCACAAAGCUCUGUGAUGUCGGCAGACAAUGAUGGCCCUAUUCAAGACACCAUUGUGAUUCUUGUGUCAAACUGUGAGGGACCUGGUAAAACUACAUCAAGUAAAAGGUAAAAUUCCUGUCCUAAAAUGUUUUAAGGUAGAGGAUUCAAAAGUUAGUAGUAAGCAUAUAUGCAGCUUGUCUGUUUAUCAGAAUAUUGCCUUUGCAUUAACAAACAUGUGGCCAGUCACAGAAAUUCAGCAUUUAAUUGAAAAUGGAGAUGCUUUUGUCAGUGGAAAUCCCCCUUGACUGGGAUAAUGUUGAUGUUAACAGUUACUGUAGUCAAACCCAUAUCAAGUGUUCACCCUACAGAAAAUGACCAACUGACUGCUUACCACAGCUGGGUUGACCAUUCAAAAGAGGUGAAUUAACAGCAAUGUUUUCGGGCAUUGUCAUGGAAGCAGAAGUAAGAGACCAUUGAAGGGAUUUUGCUUCUGCCCUCUAGCCUAUUUGCCACUUGACUUAAAGGAAAAUGACAAUAAAAACUAGUCAGUCAGGCUUUGGUCAGUCACCGCUUAUUAGAUCUAGGGUGACUAAGUUUUCAAGGUGCUGGAUGUAUGAAAUUAGUAGGCAGAGAAUUGAAGAGCUAGGAAUUUCUUUUGGUUUUAUUUUCCUUUUCUUUCCUAUAAAGGUAGCCGGGGAUUAUGCUCAUACCAGCUGGGAGAAAUCCCAGCUGCACCCAGCCCUUAGGGAUAGCCCUGGUAAAUGCUAAGCUCUUCAUACAGUAAUCCGUGUUACGGGAUGCGGGUUUCUCAGGGAUACGGAACGAACCCCGUCUGGUGACGUUUGUGAAACAGUGCCAAGAUCUUUGUUCUAGGCGCCCUAAUAGACUGUUAUAUUUAACCGGAAGUACAUUUUGAAUUUCCCUUAAACCUGACUGGCCAAUUGAACAAUGGCUUUUUUAACAGGCCAAUCAUUGCACAUACUCAAAUCCUGAUACACAGCUUAGGGGCCAAAACGAGGGUUUUCGCGCUAGCUGACAGGUGGACUUAACCAGAGGUUUAGUUUCAUCUCAGUGGCGUAGGCUAGAUACUAUCUGCAUCACAAGUGAUAUUUUUCCUUAUUCUUUUUUUUUUUUUAUCAGAUUUGGUCUUCCAUUCAUUGUAAGAGUUCUUAGAGAACUUAGUUAUGAGAAUCUUCAAGCAGCAAUCUUGAAAGCCAUGUCAAGGAUUCUUUUAGACAACAUAUCAUCACAAGUAAGGGUCAUUCAGUUAUUAAGAGGAAAAUUUCUUUGGUCAGAGAAAAGUGCAGUUGCAUGUCCAUUAACCCAUUCGCUCCUGGAGAUUUUGCCGAAAAACGCGUUUUGAAGCUAGUCGAGUGGUUUUCUGGUCACUGUCGUUCUAUAAAGAGCUAAAACUUACCACAAACUGGUUUACAGAUCGAGCACUUCGCGGCCUUCUGAUCCAGAUGCAAAAUAUGAGCUUGCGAAGUUCGGGCAUGCGCAGAAAGCAAAAUUUCGAGAUAGUUUUUGGGUUUAAAAGUGACACAGCAGUCUUGACUUUUACUUUUCGCUUUCUCUUCUCCCUUCUUUUUUCGCUUUUCUUGCCUCAUUUUUUUUUUCUCUUGCUGGGCAUUUAGUAGGCUUGAUUUUGGUAGCAAGAGUUUUUAGGAAAGCUUUUAGGAUCUUAGGAUUAGGUGAAAGGAAAGGUAAGUGGGUAAUGGAACAAGAUUUUCAUGGAGAUUUUCAGGUCAAUGUCACAUGGUUUUUUGCUUGUUUCUCCGGUGUCCUUGACUGAAUUGUGCUCAUUGUGGUAUGGUUUGAAAGAUCUCUUCACUCUGCACAAGUUAGCGAAGAAAAGUUGUCCUUGACCGUUAAAACUGAUGACGUCACAAUGGGUAGAAAGGACCUGGAUCCGCACGGGCGGUUACGGGCGGUUCAGGGGCGAGUGGGUUAAAGAAAGUACCAAAUGAGUUACAGAAAAGCUUAAAUUUUUGCUCAGAACAGCGAAAAUUCAAGGCAACUUGACUCAUAUUUUACUGAAAUUUUUAAUUGAGUAGCCUGUCAAAAUGUAACAACCGGCUGUACAAUGACUUCAGAAUUCAUCAUUUUUUGUAGUUUGACAGUUAAUAUUCAUUAGUACCGGAACAAUUUUUUACAUCUUAUUUCAGACAAUGCAGAAGCAAGGCUUGAUUUUCCGACUGCGUGUUGUGAAUGGUUUGCCAGGAAAGAGUGCACUUUCCCCAGAGGUGGACCACCCCCUCUACCAGGCAACUGUUGACAAGUAAGUCUUGAGAUAUACAGCUGAAUCAUCCUUGACCUUCCCUAAUGAAAGUAAACAGACUCUGAUGCAAGUUUACUGUGCAGAAUUGCUGGACGAAGUUGUUUGAAAGAUGAUGAGCACUGGUCAGCUGCCAAGAUAAUAUUCAUAUGCUUUAUUUAUGUGCAGUUUAGUAACCCAUUAUUACCAAAUUGAGUCGUCCACUCACAGUUUUGAGGAAACUGUUUAAAAGCUGUGUAGAUGCUACAAGGAUCAUUCAGACACUUCUAAUAUUCUAUAGGCAAUUAAAUCAACAAAGGUCAAACAGCAAACAGCCAAAAUGUCAAGAUUUGUGGUCACUUACAAGAAGUGGCUGCUUAGUACAGAAGAUUUCUACAACAAGUGCUAUUGUCAGGUACCAGGGUGCUUACCAUUUACACAAACCACCCGGGUGGAAAUCUUGUGCAUAAACAUAAAACUAAAAAAUUUGACGUGGUGGCAGAGCAAUCCACUACAAAGUAUAUCCAAAUCAACUGAACAGACUAAAACAGGAGAAAAAUUGAUCGCUUCAAAUUACAGCCCAUAUUUUCUAAAGCUUCCCAAACAGAACAAAGUAAACCACUUGAUUUUCCAACCAGAAUUUCCAGUUUUUCCAUGUAAAUGGUAAGUACCCGGCCUGGUUUGGGAGAACUUAUUUUGGUGCACAGGUGCUGGCGUAUACAGGAUGACAUCCCACUUUGAAAUUCUAAAUUGACUACAGAGUUUAUAAAAAACAGUCUAGACUGAUGUAGGAAAGAUUUUCAUUUUUGUUACUAUACUUUGUUCCUACAGAGCGCUUAUGGCUUGUGGACCGGGCAGUGGUCCUCAACACAUCAAAGUGAUUGCUGAAUGGGAACAAGAGACAAGAGUCAGGUAAAUAUAAAUAACCACCAGUACAAGGUGAAUAUGUUGAAUUUCAAUUCACUUGGUUGAAAGACCAGUGUUGCCAUGGUCAUUUCAAGGGCAUUUUCUUUCAAAUCCUGAUUAGCCACAGGCUUUCUUUUAGCAACUGCAUAAGUUGCUUUUUGACAGGGAUGGUCUUCUUCAUUCCACGGUUUCAAUAUAUAAAUUUCAUAUAUUCACCAACAACUCUAUAGUACAUAAACUUGCAAAUCACAGUAAAAACAUUAAUGGUUAUAUUUUGGGUUGAAAGUAAUCUUUCAAACUUCCCUUAUAGAUUUGUUAGGUCCAGUGUUUUUCAAGAAAGGCCUGAAGAGCACUGCAGCGUGCGUGAGAUGGAAUCAUUUCAUAACAGCUCACACCAUGCUGAAUUAGAGGACUGCUUCAGGUUGUACACCAAAGAUGAAAAGGUAACAAGAACAAUUAAUUAAUAUAGUAACCGUGAUGACAAAAUACUUAUCUGAUACCCCUAGCCAGCCUGGGUGUUACUUCCUGUAAUGGCCUGUACAGGAAGGCUCAGCUUAGCUUUUUCACACACAAUCAUCUCUUGAGGGUAUUUACAGAACUUUACUGACCUUUUACUCUGAAUUUUCAACUUUUUCAGCUGGGCUCUGAAGAUGCUUGGCUUUGUCCAAGAUGCAAAAAACUCCAGCAAGGAACAGUGAAGAAACUGAGCCUAUGGACUCUGCCAGAGGUGCUGGUGGUUCAUCUAAAGAGAUUCAGGCAGGUCAGUAUUAUAAGUCAGUUUUUUUUGUUGCACAACAUCAGCUUCUCUUUUAUUAUUUUUUUUCUUAAGAAAAUUACACAGUUUUUUAAAAGUGGUCAGAGAUGUUUUUAACUCCCAUCAGUCAAAAUGAGCCAACAGCUAGCAAUUUUGCUGCUUUCGGUGGAAGAUUUGCAACGUACUCAACAUGAGGCCUUUGCCACCUGCUACUCUGAUUGUCAUGCCCACUAUUGUAAAACAUUUGCCCCAUAUGUUUUACUACCAUAAAAAGAAGUGGGGGCAGGAAUAUUAAUUUCAAAGCAGCUUCUGGAUUGGAGAGAAGGAAUUUUUAGCAAAAGAAAUAGUAAUAUGAAGAGUUUUUUCACAAAUUGGGAUACAGACUUACUUUGCAACAGAAAGAGUGGAGAAAGAGGUUCAGACAUUAUUUUGUUCUGUCAGUUUAGGACUGAUCCAGUAUGUCAGAACUCCUCUCUCCACCACCAAAAGAUGUAAAAUUGAAAAAUGUGACAGUUAGAUGAGUGUGCUAGUCAGGAAUGACAACUGCAGUGUACUUAUUAACACUUGCCAUUUCCCCAUGCAGACAUCGGCAGGUCGCACCAAGCUCCACACCUUGGUAGACUUCCCACUGACUAACUUGGAUAUGAAGACACAUUUAGAACCCCGCAUCAAAAGAUCAUCACCAGAGACACACUCCUUAGGGUGGGGUACAUGGAGGCGUCAUCGCGCCCCUUCUGUAAUCGGAUCAGAUGAAGAGCACCUUUACGACUUGUAUGCUGUAUGUAACCAUACUGGUGGAAUGUCUGGUGGUCAUUACACAGCGUACUGUAAGAAUCCUGUUGAUGACUCAUGGUGGUUGUUUGAUGACAUGCGUGUCGAGAAGAUAAAUGAGAACCAGAUUAUCACCAAGGCUGCUUAUCUUUUGUUUUACGCCCGACGUAAUGUUGGUUCCUCAUCAGUUUCGGAAUCUUCUUCCGGAUACGAUCAUUGGACAAGGAGGAUGCCGCAAUUUUCAUUUGAAUCUGUGUUAAGAUCGCGUGAUGAACUUACUUCUAAUAAAGAAAAUGCAAAUGGUAAGCUUAAGGCCUGUUUUUUCCCUGUGGCAUUAUAGUAGGUCUAGUUGAUUUUCUUGUAGUGUUUAGGUUUUGUUUGAGCUAAUUCUAUACCCUUCUAACCGACCAGUUUUGUGGUUAAUGCUUAGGAAAUGAUGGUUAAUUCGAACCAUUGGCAUGUUUUCUAUUUUAUCCAAAGAUCUCUCAGGAUCCGUAGAUGCACAUUGAUGCUGUCUCAUCCCCAACUCUCUAUCAUGUAAUUAUUGUAAUUACAGUCGCAAAAAGGUCUCGUAGUGACCGAUCCCGUAAGCAACCGCAACCAAUUUGUUUUUAAACUCUCAUAAGGGACCAAUCAGAGUCCUAUUCAUCUAAAUCAACACUUUAAUGAAACUACACACUGGGCUGAUAGUUCGGUGAUAAAGAUCUUAUACAGUGCAGUAUUGAAUUUGUAAAAGUUCAUGGCCCUUUCCAUAGCGUUCACUUAGCCUGCGUGGCAAUGACCACAGAGCCUAACGUCAACAUGAACACUAGUCUUAGUGACUCUGAAUUAUUAAUGAGUUUCUGAAGCUUUUGUAAUCCACCACACCCUAUUGUCUUACCAUGCGGUACAUUCUUGUAAGCAACCAGCUCUAGUUACGACCACUUUUUUUAAUUUCCAAGGUGUUCACUUGUGAGAGCUUGAACUGUAUUCUCCUCUAAAACUAAGUUUUAAGAUUGAGUUAUCUAAAAUAGAAAUUAGAAAAUAUUUCUCUUUAAUUUUCUACUCAGUUUUAUCAUAUGAGGCUAUAUUAUUCUUGUAUCAGUGCACCCAUGUUGUGGUUCCAAUUCUUGCUUGUAACUGCUUUGUCUCAAAUACAUUACCUUAAGCUGAGAUAAAGAAAAUAAAGAAUUGAAUAAGGGUGAAAAUAUUAUAUUAAGAAUUUGCUCUAGUAUGAUGUCUCUCCUAAGAUAGAUGAUUUAUGAUAUAAAUACCCCUCUAAUCGCCAAACAAGCUUUUAUCCAGAAAAUUAUAUAUAUUCCACCAAUGUUUUAAACAUUUUGUAAAGUUUUGAUAGUGAACCAGUUUAAGGUUUGAGAGAAGGCUGUAAUUUUUUAUUUGUUUAGUUUAUCCUUUGAUUAAUUUGCAAACACCACUUUCCUGUAAUUGCAGGUAGAACCACAACUCCAUCAAGCAAUGGCUAUCUUCAAAACCAUGCGCACAAUACAGCCAAUAACAAAUGGAACAGCAGAGAAAACAUCAUGACUGAAUCAUGUGUGUAACUUUAUAAUCACUUACAGUAAUGCUUGUACGUACGUAAUCUGAAAAUGUUGGCGAGAAGACUGGUCCCAACAGCUUCCUUUACAUUGAAUUGCUUUCAUAGUGUCAGAUGGGAGCUUAACCCUUUAGCCCUAAGAGUGAUCAGCAUCAAAUUUCUCCUUGUAAUAUCAAUGCUUUGUACAACAGAGUGGUCAUGAGAAUUACAGACAUGAUCACACAAGAUGAAUUUGCUUGAUAUUUUUUCAACUUCUCCCCACUGCUACUGUAGGAAAUGAAUAGGGGAAACAAAUGAGAAUUCAAAUUUUGAUCUUAGGGCUUAAAGGGUUAAGCAAUGAUGACGGUUACAGUGACGAAAAUAUCUCUUGGUAAGUCACCUAACGCUGUUUCCAUGUCGCUCAAUUUGUCAAAUGUUAGUGAAUUUUUGUGAGUUGAAUUCUCAAGAACUGUAUUUAAGUUUUUAGAAAAGAUAAAAAAUCGUUCUGUGGUGUUCGUAUCCUCCAGAAAAUGUGAAAUCAGGCAGUUCACAUUGUGUUUGAUUGGGCAAGAAAUAAGUGUCCGUUGUCCGCAUUAUCGGGUGUCCGUAUUAAGCGCGUUGAAUUUAGAGAAAAUGUAAGGGCUUCCUUAGGGGCAAAGAAAACUGUCAGUAAUAACGAGGUGUCCGUAUUAAGUAGGCGUCCGUAGAACUGGGUUCGACUGUACUUUUAAAAAUCAUCGGCUGCAGUUCUUUGGUUAUUAAAACACAGAUAUUCAGAGAGAAGUUUUUAUUGACAGGGCGCGGGAGUGUAUUAAGAGAUAUAUUCUUUACUAUUACUGAGAGAGUUAGAAUAACAGUAUAAGUCAUGGUUAAUAAAAUAUUAGUGAUAUUUUGUUACUCCUAUUGCCUAACCCAUCUUUAGCUCGAUUGGAUGUCGAUCACAAUUUCAGCAAAAUUUGCUGUUUCAUAAUAAUAUUUAUAAUAAAAACUUUAAUAGUGUCAGUUUUUAAUAUUCUACAAACAAUUUUCUAAACCUAGAUUAAGGACUUUCACUAUUUCCACAUUAACAAAUACGCUCAAUUUAGAUUGGUGAGGUAGUUACGUCACUGUUUAUGUGAGGUGUCCAGUUCACUCUGUGUAGCAGAAACAAGCACAGUAAGAGGGGUGUGUCAUGUCCCUUUGUUGCAAUACUUUGGUCAUUAUAGUCAACUAAGAAUGUGAGAGAUGCUACCAAUAGCUUCCUCAAAGAAAGCUAGAUUGAACUGCAUACAGCUGCCUCUGGUUGCUAAGCAACAUCUUCUAAAACCUUUUGCUAUAUUUAUCGUUUAACUGAUAUUGUUACAUUCUCCGUAAUGGAAAUAGAAAGAAGUUACACUAGAUUAUUCUUGUACAUAACGACUCCCACGAGUCCAUAGAAAAAAUACUGUGAAAGUGAAAAAGAUACCCGAAAUAGAUCAUUUAUUUUUAAUAUUUUCAAAACCGUAAAAAUCCACACCAUGUACUAACGAGAAGUUGAUUCACCGAAC